This is a messenger RNA of Fonsecaea nubica, 3861 nucleotides long. RefSeq lists its product as hypothetical. The transcript is spliced from 3 exons. The coding region runs from base 1 to 3861 and encodes 1286 amino acids. Lineage: Eukaryota; Fungi; Ascomycota; Eurotiomycetes; Chaetothyriales; Herpotrichiellaceae. The record is from RefSeq and is a predicted model, not a curated record.
AUGGCCUCUGACGAGAGCAGAAGACAGUCGCGAGUCCAUCCCGACCGCCUGCAACUUCAAAACACUUCAGAGACCACCGAAGCAGCACAUGCAUUGCCUACGCCUGAGACCAUCCCACCGGCCCAGCAUCCACUUCCUCAGAUCUUGGACGAUGGCAUUACGGAGCUAUGGUGCCCAAGCGAUCCUGCGCAGAUCGUCGCGGAUAUCUAUUUUGUCCAUGGCCUAAUGGGACAUCCCUUCAAGACGUGGUGUCAUCCAAAGGCAGCACCGUUACAAUACCUGCGGGCUGAUACAGGGUCAAGAAGACGUGUGCUCUCGAGGAUACUUGGCCGGAAACAUGAAGCGCCACAGCAGACAAGUGACAACACUUCGCAGGCGGCUGCACCAAAGGGUCGAGGGUGCUACUGGCCCCUCGAUCUGAUCCCGAAUGAUUUUGACAAUGUACGAGUCCUCACUUGCGGCUACGACUCACACCCGACACGAUUUCUGGCUGGGGGCAAUCAGAUGACCAUUUCUCAACAUGCCCAAAAUCUCCUCCAGCGCAUCAGGACUACGAGAAGUGGUUGUCAAGGACGGCCGAUCAUAUUCGUGGCUCACAGUCUCGGAGGCAUCCUGGUUGAGGACGCCAUCAUUGAAUCCAGGAAAUUCAAACACCAGCCUGCGGUCCUGGAUAUCAGCUGCUCCUGUGCCGCCAUUUUCUUCUUUGGGACACCCCAUAAUGGUUCAGACGCGGCUACUUACGGCGAGUCCUUGGGCAAGAUCCUCGAUAUCUGUGGCCUCCGAGUUAACAAGCAGAUCAUGAGAGAGCUGCAGCGCAACGGGGAGAAGCUCAGCGCUGUUGAGCGCGACUUUAACGACUUACUCAACGAAGAUAUUCCACCUCGUGAUAAACUUCAAAUAUGUAGUUUUCAAGAAGGGAAGGCUGUGACUGGUCUGAAAUUCUUUCCCAUUGGAAAGGUGGUAGAAGAUUCAUCCUCCUCGUUCAACCGCAGAGACAUUGAAACCAGCAUGUUUAUCAAUGAAAACCACAUGGGAAUGGUACGAUUCCAGUCUGCGCAGUCGCAAGGUUAUGUGGAUUUUCGAUCGAGAUUAACAGAAUAUCUGCACGAGAUUGAAAGAACCACCAGCGCGCAGAGACUGAGGGAACAGACCCAGCAAGCUGAACGUGCAGCGCUGAUGGAAGCUCUCGAUUUCACGGACAGGUGCAUUCGCGAACAACAACUGAGUGACCUCGACACGCCGGAGAAAACAUUCACCUGGAUCUGGGAUACACCUUUCAAAACUUGGCUUGAGAACGAUAGCUCUAUCUUCUGGAUAUAUGGAAAGCCGGCUUCCGGGAAGAGCACACUCCUGAACUACAUUCGCAAAGCCGGGAAUACCCGCAAGAUAUUGAACAACUCUCAUGAAAAGCCCUGGAAGAUCAUUCACUUCUUUUUCGAUUUUCGAGCUGGAAGUGCGAUUGGCAACAAUAUGGAGGGUUUCCUUCGGUCUCUGCUGCGUCAAUUAUGCGAGGACCUCCCCAAUGUCUCCCGAGCCGUUCCAGAUCUUGCGAGAAUCGUCACUAGCAAUGCUCAGCAACAAAUUGAUCAUUCUGUUGCGAAGCCCUUACCUAUUGAUGUCUUGAGGACAGCACUCCUUGAAGGAAUUCGGAGCUGUUCACAUUUGAUAAUUCUGCUGGACGGUCUGGAUGAGUACGAGGGUGAACAGAGCGAACUCUGCAACUUCGUCAAAGCCCUGCAGGGCGACAAGAUCAAAAUUUGUCUUGCUAGCCGACCUGACCCUCCCUUUCCAGAUGCCUUUGCUGGGCUACCUUCGUUCAAGAUGGAAGAUCUCAAUUUCAGGCCUAUCAAAAUGUUUGGCCUACAUGUCCUCGAACAAUUCUUUUCUGAACAGCGAUAUUCCCCGUCUAUUUUACUUACCCUAGCAGAUACCGUUGCACAAAGGUCACAGGGCGUCUUCCUGUGGGCAAGAUUCGCGAUAUUUGAGUUGAUCAAAGGACUGACCCGUGGCGAGAAGUUGGAAUCUGCCGCGUUGAUGCAAAGAUUGGAAGAAAUGCCCCCAGAGCUACAACAAAUCUACUCGCGCAUAUUCCAGCGCUGUCCUUCAAAUGAGAGAAAGCUGGCAGGCCUCCUUUUACUGCUGAUUUGCUACGGACUCGACAUUGUCUCGUCAAGAAUGCUACAGAUCGCCAUCUCUUAUCUUCCGCCAUCCUCAUCACUGCGUCCCGACAGUGUCAUACUCUUAGCUGCGCAAGGUGACGAGAUUGAAUUCUCGAAACGUUUGUUGGUUGUAACGGGCGGCACAGUGGAAAUUCUCAAGGCACGAGUACGCGUUGAGUCGACUUGGUGGCUUAGCAGAGUGCCACGCUUGAUUCAUCGGACGGUGAGAACGUACCUGGAUCGAGGUGGCUGGAAGGAGAUCCUGGGUGAUAUUUACCACUCAGCUUUGGGAGAUAAAACAUGGAUCGAAAUCUGUGCGCGGACGGUCGUGGAUGGGGAAUCGAAGAUGGCCUAUCUACAGCCAGUAGAUCCUACAUUUGAGUGGGAUCUUUCUCCAAAAGGUGCCGGCGACGAGCUUGACCAGCCAAGCUCUACCAACGAACAGCCAAUGAACGAUCUGGCGAUGCAAGCUCUAUUACUAGGCCAUACCAGCCGCAACGUACUCGACCAUGCUAGUCGCUACGAAAAGACGUCGGCGACCUCGUCAUAUCCAUUAAUUGAGACGCUCGCCGGUUCUUUCUUUCUAGACUUACAUCUGGACCCCUGUAACGCGUGUCAGCGUUGCGGAGGGCUCCGGCUUCUUUCGGAAGCGGACAAGUUCAAGGUCGAACUUGUUCAUCUUGCUGCGGUUCAUGACAUGUGUCGUUUUGUGGAAGACGUUGUGCGAGAGCUACAAGAGAGACAAGUGACAAAAUACUCCAAGGACAUUGUGGACAGAUUCCUCGAGAUGAUAUAUCCAAGCAAGGCACAUGCUUCUGGGAAGGCUCUCAGAAUCCUCAAGAAGGCCGCCGUCAAGUCUCAGUUCUCCCUUGUAUUGGCGCUGGCAGUUCACGAUAUCCCCGACAGUGUCUAUUUCUUACUUGAACAGUGUCUGAUCGUGGAAGAUAUUGAAAUUACGGCAGCGAUCUGUUAUUGCUUACCCCGGCUCUUGAGAUUAUUGUUAAAAUAUCAUCCAGGAGACAUUACUUCGCUGAAACAUGACCAGUUCGAGGUAGGACUCUAUCUGGCCUGGAUAUCUGACUACCCGGAAGGCAACGUGUGCUGGCCAUUACUGGCUUUCGCUCAUGCGGCUAGCGUUUACCCUGGGACCAGGAAAAACUACGUACGAGACGCACAAGAGACACUCGUCAUGCUGAUUGACAGGGGGGUCCAAGUCGAUGGCACUUGCGGCCCUUUGGGAGGUGUACUGCACUAUAUCGCAAGACCGCUUACUCAUGGAAUGAACAUUACCGUGCAAAUAAUUGACCUCCUUGUGGGAAGAGGUGUGAAUAUCAAUCAACUUGGUCCACAAGGCACGCCUUUGGAGCUUUUGUGGAAACUUGCCAAUACAGAGAAGUACCCAGACAAAUCCCACACCUACAGCUGUCGCAUGUUGAUGCGCGCGCUCAUUGACCGUGGGGCGGUCAACACACGUAAAGAUCCGAAUGGCCUGGUGCCCUCAGUGAUCCAGAUGCGGUUGUUUGGCUGCAACAAGACUGAUGAAAAGGAGUGCAGGCGGUUUUAUCAGGUAGGACCACGCGAUGGGGGUUCGGUAUGGCCGGGGCCAGUGCCACUGCAUCCGGAUGAUGGACAUAUGGAAGAUUUUGGAGAUGUUCCCUUUGACGAGGCAAUCAGAGAGUACCGUGCAGCCAUGGACUGCUAA